Henningerozyma blattae CBS 6284 is the source of this 3423-nucleotide messenger RNA. Its product is annotated as hybrid sensor histidine kinase/response regulator. The record is from RefSeq and is a predicted model, not a curated record. NCBI's taxonomy places the organism in Eukaryota, Fungi, Ascomycota, Saccharomycetes, Saccharomycetales, Saccharomycetaceae. Gene Ontology annotation, molecular function: histidine phosphotransfer kinase activity; phosphorelay sensor kinase activity. The coding region runs from base 1 to 3423 and encodes 1140 amino acids. The transcript has a single exon. Gene Ontology annotation, biological process: protein autophosphorylation; phosphorelay signal transduction system.
AUGAGACUUCCGUCAUGGAAGAUCAAAUUGAAAAUGAAUAAACAGACGGUCAAACCACCUUAUCGAUUCAGUUUGAGAGCUCAAUUAACAAUAUUAGUUUGCAUUGUAGCAAUCAUAUCGUUAACAACAUUGGCUAUCAUUACGGGUGUUUAUUUCACUACACACUAUAAGGAUUUAAAUGUUAAUAGAUUAUACAUUGCAUCUCAAUUAAAAUCUUCACAAAUUGAUCAAACGUUAAAUUAUCUUUAUUAUCAAUGUUAUUGGGUUGCAUCAAGAAACACAAUUCAAACAAUGGUAUUUAGUAAUCAUACCGGGAUGCAUAAUGCUUCUGGUAUUAUUGAAUCUCAAAGUGUUUUGGAUAAAUUUGUUGGUACCUCUGAUUUAUUUUAUUAUACAAUGAUUUAUGACAAAAAUUUGAAAAGUAUAAUGAAUUCCACAAAUAAUGAAUCAGGUUCAAAUGUUGAACCUUCCAUUUUAUCGCGAUUAUUACCAUUAUCUUCCACCAAUACUACUAUCCCGCCCUUAAUUAACAAUACUGGAAUUUUAACGGACCCAAUUUUAAAUUCAACCAAAUAUUUAAUGUCGAUGUCUUUACCAAUCAGUGGCCCAUAUUCUACGGCAACAAAAAUUGGUAAUCAAUCUAAUAUAUACGGUUAUCUUACUGUAGUUAUGUCUGCAGAAAGUUUAAAAAGUGUGUUUAAUGACACAGCAGGGCUAUCAGAUUCUACAACAGCUCUAUUGAGUGCAAUAUACACAAAUGAUACAUUACCACGAUAUUUCCAUUUUGUAUUUCCGCCAUUUGAUUUGGACGAUAGUAUUAUUGAUGAAAGACAAACUAUUAAAAAUGGCACCUUCCAAUAUAGAGCUUUUGAUAAAAAUAAGAGUGGAUCCAAAAAAAAAGUUAAAUUGGUAAACAAAAAAAAUUAUGCAAUUGGCUAUGCACCAACAAAUUUCCCACUUUGUAAAUGGGUUGCAGUGGUAGCAUUGCCUGAUCAUCAAUUUUAUUCUGAAUCACGUAAAUUAACAAAAAUUAUUUGUGGUACAGUAGUUGGUAUUGCAGUAUUUGUAUUUUUAAUAUCUUUGCCAUUAUCAUAUUGGGCAGUACAACCAAUUGUUCGAUUGCAAAGGGCAAGUGAAUUAAUUACAAAAAGACGAGGUUUACGAAAUUUAAACGAUGAUUCAUUUGAUGAUAGCAAUGAUGAUCAUACAUAUGAUAGCAAUGAUGAUCAUACAUAUGAAAGUAAAUUAAUCUCUUCAACUCCAACACUUAAAAAUAGCGACAGUAAUAUUCAUGAUGAAAAAUCAGGUAGAACUAGAGGUGAUGCCAAUAGUGGUACUCUGAAUAGUAAUAACACUAUUACUAAUAAUACUAAUAACAAAGACUUUAAUAGACUGCGACGAAAUGUAUCUGUUUCGACACAUGUAUCAUUAUCUGAAUUUGAUGAAAUUCAAGUCCCUGUUUAUAGAAAAUUAUUUGAUGAUGAAUUGACUGAAUUAACUGAUACUUUCAAUGUCAUGUCAAAUGCAUUAGAUGAACAUUAUGCAUUACUAGAAAAAAGAGUUCAUCAAAGAACAAAACAAUUAGAAGCGGCAAAAGUUCAAGCAGAAGCAGCAAACGAGGCUAAAACGGUUUUUAUUGCAAAUAUUUCUCAUGAAUUAAGAACUCCAUUAAAUGGUAUAUUAGGAAUGACAAGUACUUCCUUAGAAGAAAAUGAUAUUAAGAAAAUUAAAGAUGGUUUAAAAUUAAUCUUUAGAUCUGGUGAAUUACUUUUAAAUAUUUUAACAGAAUUAUUAACUUUCUCUAAAAAUGUUUUAAAUAAAACAAAAUUAGAAUAUAGAGAAUUCAAUAUAAUUGAGAUUACAAGCCAAAUAAAGACAAUUUUCAAUAAAUUAAUCCAAUUACAAGAAGUAAAAUUAUUUAUUAGAUUACUACCAAAGAAAUUUUUAAAAUCGUUAUUAUUCUAUGGUGAUUCAAAUAGAAUUUUACAAGUUUUAAUGAAUUUAAUUUCAAAUGCGAUUAAAUUCACCCCAACAGUAAAUGGUAAAGUUGAAGUAAAUAUGUAUCUUCUAGGUGAAUAUGACGAAGAAGAAAGUAAAACUGAGAACUAUUCAAAAGUCUGUAUAAAACCUUCAACACAAAUUGUAACCGAAUCAGGGGAACUGAUAAAAUCUAAAAUUAGAUGCAAAAUUACAAAAUCUACUACUAACAUGAAUACCGCUACCACAAAUAAUAGUGCUAGGAUUGAGUCCAACACAAAUCAAUAUCUAAGUCCUUACUCUCAUACCAAUACAAGAACUCAUACACACCCAGGCGCUGAUUCUAGAAGAAAUAGUAAUGUUAGUACAGUGAACAAUAGUUCAAUUAGUCUUGAUAGUGAAUCAUCAAAGAUGUACGACAAUUUAAUGUUUAAUCGUUUGAUUAAAAGAGAAGGAGAUGGUGAUAUUAACGAUAUUAAAGCAUUAGAGCAAAUUGAAGGAAAUAAAAAAUGGGUCAUUAGAUUUGAAGUCAUUGAUAAUGGACCUGGCAUUGAUCAAAAUUUACAUGAUAGUGUAUUUAAACCAUUUGUUCAAGGUGAUCAAACUUUAUCAAGACAAUACGGUGGUACAGGUCUAGGAUUAUCAAUUUGUAAACAGUUAUGUGAGAUGAUGAAAGGCACUUUGGAAUUAGAAAGUGAGCUAGGUAAAGGUAGUAAAUUUAUAUAUACAAUACCGCUUUUACAAGUUGGAGGAACGAAGAAGGAUAAUGAUGAUAAUGAGGAAGACCAUAACGAUAAUACUAACUCUAGUGUAGAUAUUGAUAUUAUUGAAGAUACUCCUGUAAGCAUUACAUCUUCCAGUCAAACGCAUAGUGAUUUGAAUAGUCUUCAAAGUAAUUCUACCAAUGAAGUGGGCUUAGAUGAUUCAUUCAGUGAAGCAGAAAACGAUUCCACUGUAGCAUCUUUGGAUAAAUCAGUUUUGCAAAAAACCAGAAUGGAUGCACAAAAAGUUGAAGCAAAUGAGAUAGAUGAUAUUGAUCAUUGCAAUAAAGGUAUCCCAAGUAAAUUAAAAGUUCUAGUUGCAGAAGACAAUCUUGUCAAUCAAGAAGUUAUCAAAAGAAUGUUAAAAUUAGAAAAUAUUAGUGAUAUUGAAUUAGCCUUUGAUGGUAUUGAAGCGUUUGAAAAAGUUAAAAAAAAUUUACUAAGUUAUAAAAAAUAUGACAUCAUCUUCAUGGAUAUACAAAUGCCCAAGAUGGACGGUCUUGAAAGUACUACCAAGAUUAGACAAGAAUUAAAAUAUGAAGGUAAAAUUGUUGCUCUGACAGCAUUUGCCGAUGAAAGUAAUAUUAAAGAGUGUCGUGAUGCAGGUAUGGAUGGGUUUAUAGAGAAACCCAUCAAGAGAGUAGCAUUGCAUACCUUACUGGAGGAGUUUCAACAAGACUUAUAA